Molecule: messenger RNA, 2412 nt
Organism: Microplitis demolitor
Lineage: Eukaryota; Metazoa; Arthropoda; Insecta; Hymenoptera; Braconidae
Gene: twisted
Product: protein O-mannosyl-transferase 2
Exons: 8
Coding region: 155-2311 (718 amino acids)
Biological process (GO): protein O-linked glycosylation via mannose
Cellular component (GO): endoplasmic reticulum; membrane
Molecular function (GO): dolichyl-phosphate-mannose-protein mannosyltransferase activity
Source: RefSeq, a predicted model, not a curated record
UUAAAACCAGUCAACUCAACAGGUUGUCUCAAUCAUGUACCGUUAGACGUAAAUAAAAAAAGUCUACGUCAAGAUGAAUUCGUAAUUACUUCAUUAUUAUUAUAAUUUAUAUAUAUUUAUUUAUUUAUAACUUAAAAUAAUAUUUUCAAUAAGUAUGACAAGUGCUAAUAAUAAUAUAGGCUCGAAAAAAGUGGCAACUCCAGAUGGCAAAAAGUCAUGCCAAAAUGUUUCAGAAAAAUCAACUGAUACAGGAUGGUGGUUAGUUUUUGGAGUUAUUAUUAUACUCACAGUUAUAACUAGGUUUUAUAAUGUCACCGAACCUCAGCAUGUUUGUUGGGACGAGACACAUUUCGGAAAAAUGGGAAGCUGGUACAUCAACAGAACGUUUUUCUUUGACGUUCAUCCCCCUCUCGGAAAGAUGUUGAUAGCGUUAUCUGGAUACCUGACCGGAUAUGAUGGGACCUUUCCAUUUGAAAAACCAGGAGACAAAUUUGGAGAUACUAAAUACGUGGGAAUGCGAAUGUUCUGUACAUUGUUAGGUGCGACGAUUGUUCCUUUAGCAUUUCUGACGAUAUGGGACUUGACUAGAUCUACCCGUGCUGCUGCAUUGUCAGCGAUGUUUAUUUUAUUUGAUGUUGGAUUAUUAACAUUAAACAGAUAUAUAUUAUUGGAUCCGUUGUUACUGUGCUUUAUGAUGUCAGCAACCUGGGGAAUGGCCCGAGUCGGUUCUCUAAAAGAUAGAGCAUUCACGAAGACCUGGUGGGGUUGGUUGACAUUCACUGGAAUUUCACUGGCUUGUACUAUUGGAGUUAAGUUCGUUGGAUUAUUUGUCGUUCUACUAGUUGGAUUAUUUACGAUAAGCGAACUCUGGAGAGAACUUGGUGACUUAUCGCAACCUGUUACAAAUGUUGGCAAGCAUCUGCUGGCGAGAGUUGUUUGCUUGAUAAUACUGCCAAUUUUAUUGUACAUGAUAUUCUUUUUCAUUCAUUUGAUUGUUUUGAAUAAGAGUGGAAGUGGGGACGGAUUCUACAGUUCCGAGUUUCAAUCUCUUCUGCAAGGGAAUUCACUCCACAAUGCUUCAAUGCCUAGAGAACUUGCUUACGGUGCUACGAUAACUCUAAAAAAUCAUCGUACAGGCGGUGGCUAUUUACAUUCUCACUGGCACCUCUAUCCGAAAGGUGUUGGAGCGCGACAGCAGCAAAUCACAACCUACACCCAUAAAGACGACAAUAAUUUCUGGCUCGUUAAAAAAUUCGAUACUGAUAAAUUGCCUUCUGAACCUGAGCUAGUGAAACACGGUGACCUCGUACGUCUCGAGCACGUUAUCACAGGUCGUAACUUACACUCGCACAAAGAAAUAGCUCCGAUUUCAAAGAAACACUAUCAAGUUACGGGUUACGGUGAAAAUGGCACAGGCGACGCUAAUGAUGUUUGGAAAAUUUUAAUAUCCAACGGCAAAGACGGUGAUGUCAUUCAAACAGUCACCAGUAAACUAAAAUUCGUCCACUAUCUCCAUCACUGCGUACUCACUUGCAGUGGUAGAACCCUACCUAAAUGGGCAUACAGUCAACAAGAAGUAUCUUGCAAUCCCAAUAUGAGGGAUAAAAAUGCCCUGUGGAAUAUUGAAGACAAUAGGUAUCCUAAAUUACCUAAUGUAAGUUUUCAAGUAUACGCACCAGGAUUCAUUGCUAGAUUUAUUGAAUCACAUGCGGUUAUGCUUCAAGGCAAUUCGGAGCUAAAAGUUAAAGAAGGUGAAGUUACUUCUCGACCUUGGCAGUGGCCUAUUAAUUACAGAGGGCAAUUUUUUUCAGCAAAUAAUCAUCGAGUCUAUUUACUUGGAAAUCCAAUAAUAUGGUGGGGAAAUAUUAUUUUUCUAUUUGUGUUUGCUUUUAUAUAUUUAUACACCGAAGUAAGAAAGCAAAGAGGGUGCGAGGAUGACCCCAAAAUUGUGGCUGAAAAAGAGAAACUAAAAAAUGCCGGUAGCUGGUUAUUCAUCGGAUGGCUUUUACAUUACGUUCCUUUUUGGGCAAUGGGACGUGUUCUGUACUUCCAUCACUAUUUUCCUGCAUUAUUGUAUAACUCAAUGCUCACUGGUAUAACGAUUAAUUUUAUCAUCGACUCGUUAUUCUUCUUACUGCCGCAAAAAAUCGCCAAUACUCUUUAUCAUGUGAUUCUUGGAACAGUCAUUUCCGUGACUAUUUACAGUUUCUACUUAUUUUCCCCGUUGGCAUACGGCAUGGAGGGGCCGACUUCUGAAGUUCCCGACAGUUCUAUGCAUUCGCUGCGCUGGCUCGAUUCCUGGGAGUUUUAAAUUUUUUAAAUAAUUAAAUUAUUUAUGUCCGUUAAAAAGUAAGAUAAAAUAUCUAACUCAAAAACAAAGAUCUAUAAAUAUUUAUAUUUUACUUUUAUAAA